Molecule: messenger RNA, 3842 nt
Organism: Melospiza georgiana
Lineage: Eukaryota; Metazoa; Chordata; Aves; Passeriformes; Passerellidae
Gene: FLRT2
Product: fibronectin leucine rich transmembrane protein 2
Exons: 2
Coding region: 849-2834 (661 amino acids)
Molecular function (GO): protein binding
Source: RefSeq, a predicted model, not a curated record
UCAUUUCUUACUCUUUUCCUUUCUGGUAAUUCUAGCCCCGGGCGAUCUAAAGCCGCAAAGGUGCCCUUUGCCUGCUCCCAGAUGGCAAAGUUGCGGAGCCGGGAUCAGGCUGUGUCAGAAAUUCCGCCUUGGCCGCGUUAGAGCCCCGUGUCCGCGGCGGCGGGCCCGCGCUAGCAGGAUUUAUGAAUGGCCGGCGGCAAGUGCGAGCAGGGUCCCCGGGUGCUCCGCCAGCGUGUGGCUCAGGAGCGGCGCUCGGGGCUGGCACUGCAGCCCGGUCCCGGGUCCCCGCCGAGCAGGGAGGGUGCCGAGCUGGCGCCCACCCCGCGGGGAGGGGAGAGCCGAGCACUCCCCCUGCGGCAGGGGCACCGGCAGAGCGCCCCGUGAGCACCGACAGCGGCUCUGUUCGGGAGGAGGCUCGGGGAAACGGGACCUGUAGAAGCAGACCAGAUCUGGCAGAUAGUGAAUAUGAGGACUUUGCUGACUUCAGAAAGCUGACAGAAGCCAACAGACUUCAGUGAAAUACACCUCCAAGCACAGAGACUUUUGGUAGCUUUAAAGAAACCUGUGCGUCAUUUGCUAAGACAUGGCUACUGGUUCUUUCAGCACACAUGGAGGAAGGCAACAAACAUUGUAACCCUGGCUAAUCAGACUGUGUUUUCCUUAUCAGAAGUAGGAGGCAGGCCAAUUAUAAAAGGAUUAUUUUAUGCUUAGCCUGCAAGACUUUAACUCUGGCCUGAACACUGGACAUAAAUAGAAGCCAAUUUUAAUGACCUGAGAUUUUGUUACCUGUGCGUUAUUAUUGUUAUCAGUUCUUAAACACUUUGGUACUUUAUUUCUUUAAAUUAGAAAUGGGUUUGUGGACUAAAAUGUGGCCCACAGAUUGGGCUCUUCUCAUGAAAUCAUGGCUUAUCUUUUCCCUGGGGCUCUACAUGCAGGUCUCCAAAACUCUGGCCUGCCCAAAAGUUUGCCGCUGUGACCGAAACUUUGUCUACUGUAAUGAACGAAGCUUGACCUCAGUGCCUCUUGGGAUACCGGAGGGUGUAACCGUCCUCUACCUCCAUAAUAACCAAAUUAAUAAUGCUGGAUUUCCUGCAGAGUUGCACAAUGUCCAGUCUGUGCACACAGUCUACCUGUAUGGCAAUCAAUUGGAUGAAUUCCCCAUGAACCUGCCCAAGAAUGUCAGGGUUCUCCACCUGCAGGAAAACAACAUUCAGACCAUUUCACGUGCUGCUCUUGCUCAGCUUUUGAAGCUGGAAGAACUGCACCUGGAUGACAACUCCAUCUCCACUGUUGGCGUUGAGGAUGGGGCAUUCCAGGAAGCCAUCAGCCUCAAGCUUCUGUUCUUGUCCAAGAAUCACUUAAGCAGUGUGCCAGUAGGCCUUCCGCUGGACUUACAAGAACUUCGCGUAGACGAAAACCGAAUUGCCGUCAUUUCAGACCUGGCCUUCCAGAAUCUUACAAGUCUGGAGCGUCUUAUCUUGGAUGGCAAUCUCCUCACUAAUAAAGGCAUAGCUGAAGGCACUUUUAGCCACCUCUCCAAGCUCAAGGAAUUCUCAAUAGUUCGGAAUUCACUGACUCACCCUCCUCCCGAUCUUCCAGGUACACAUCUGCUAAGACUUUACUUGCAGGACAACCAGAUUACCCAUAUACCACUCACAGCCUUUUCAAACCUCCACAAACUGGAACGUCUUGAUAUUUCCAACAAUCAACUUCGGAUGUUGGCAAAGGGAGUAUUUGAUAAUCUCCAUAGCCUGAGACAACUCACUGUAAGGAAUAAUCCCUGGUUGUGUGACUGCAGCAUUAAGUGGGUCACUGAAUGGCUCAAGUUUAUUCCUUCUUCCAUCAAUGUACGUGGUUUUAUGUGCCAGGGACCAGAGCAGGUCCGAGGUAUGGCAGUCAGGGAGCUCAAUAUGAAUAUGUUGUCAUGCCCCACCACCACCCCUGGUCUGCCACCUAUCAUCACCCCAGUCCCAGCUACAACCAUGCCAACUACAUUAGUUCCCAGCCCAUCAUUUCCUCCCUCGAGUAGUAAAUAUAUUCCUCUCACUCCCAUCAUAGCCACACUCCCCACUGUGCCUGACAGGGAGGACAGAGAAAGGGUGACACCUCCUUUGUCUGAUUGGAUUCAGCUUUCCAUCCACUUUGUGAAUGACACUUGCAUCCAAGUCAACUGGAUGUCACUUUUUACCGUGAUGGCAUAUAAACUCACAUGGGUUAAAAUGGGCCAUAGUCUGGUAGGAGGAAUUGUUCAUGAACGAAUAAUUAGUGGUGAGAAGCAGCAAUCAAGCUUGGUAAAUCUGGAGCCCAAAUCCACUUACCGGAUUUGUUUGGUUCCACUGGAUACUUAUAACAACUACCGGACUGGAGAAGAAACUGUCUGUUCAGAAGCCACAACCAAGGCUUCCUUUUUCAAUGGCAGCAACAUCCCUUCCAGCCAUGAGCAGACGACUUCUCAGAACCUAGGCUCCCCAUUUCUGCUGGCAGGGUUGAUUGGGGGUGCAGUGAUAUUUGUCCUGGUGGUCUUGCUCAGCAUUUUUUGCUGGCACAUGCACAAAAAAGGUCGUUACACCUCCCAGAAGUGGAAAUAUAACCGGGGACGUCGGAAAGACGACUACUGUGAGGCAGGGACCAAGAAGGACAACUCCAUCCUGGAGAUGACGGAAACCAGCUUCCAGAUUGUCUCCUUAAAUAACGAUCAGCUCCUUAAAGGAGAUUUCAGACUGCAGCCCAUUUAUACCCCAAACGGGGGCAUUAACUACACAGACUGCCACAUCCCCAACAACAUGCGAUACUGCAACAGCAACGUCUCAGACCUGGAGCACUGUCAUACGUGAUAGUGAGGGACCAUGGGGGUCUCUAGGACAAGGAGAAAGAACUCUAGAAAAAAUAAGCCCCCCAGGAAUAAUGAAAAAAUUACAUUUGAUAAAUGUUACACAGAUGCAUUUAUGCAUUUGAAUACUCUGUAAUUUAUACGGUGUACUAUAUAAUGGGAUUUAAAAAAAGUGCUAUCUUUUCUAUUUCAAGUUAAUUGCAAAUGGUUUUGUAACUCUUUGCUUUUUAAAUCUUUAAAAACUAUUGCUGAGUACUGUACAGGGUUGUACAAUAAGAACCCAAUGUCAUGGCAAAGGAAAGAAUGACUCAUUCUUCAAACAUUAACCACUUUGCUGUCGAAGCAGUCUGAGUGAGGGAUGUUAAGUUUCUAGGUGGCCUGGAAUACAGGAAAAUAAGUGCAUAUUAAAACAGGGUCGCUAGGAACAGAUAAAAGCAAUUCAGAUAAAAUGGGCACACCCCUUCUGACUUGAACCCAGCAGUUGCUGUUGAGCUUCAAACAAUUGGAAAUAUAUCCCUUCCUCUUUGUCAGGUCUGCACUUCUCACCUCCAACCGAAAGCUGGAGUUCUGAGUGCUGCCAAAAAAGCUACUUUCUUGUUUGAUUAGUUUCUUUCAAUCUAUUUGGAAUAGGAAACGUGGAAAGAAGUCAGUGUCAAACUCAAAGUGACCUUGAUUCCUGUUUGUAAAAGUUGCCCCAAAAAUGUCCCCAAUACUAUAUACUUUAUCUCAGAAACUGUUUGCGCUUUUCAGUAGGAUUAAGAAGCUUUAGGCAUUCUCUGACCCUUCUCAGUGGGAGGUGAAGGUUAUGUAACAGUACAUAACAGAGAGCUGUCAUUAAGUUGCACCUCUCAACAGAGCAUCAUUUGUUGACAGAGCAUGUUCAGGUAAGGCCAGAAUGAGGGAAAUUCUGAGUGCUCCCAGCUCUGCAGUAUUCAUGUAUGUGUUCAUGUAAUUUGAAAUCUAAAAGUGCAUAUUGCUGAAAAUGUGGUGCAAAAUAUAAUGGCAAUGCAAA